CAACCCCAGCAAGAAGAUAAGAUGCGUCUGUAAGCUGUGCUUGUCUUGGAGAAGGCUGCAGCCUUGGCGCAAAACAUCCGUAUCUAUAUUUUGGCGAUGUAACCGCUUCUCUAUCAUCUCCCUCGCCUGUGUCGCUUCCAACACUGCCGAAUACUGAUAUUCCCACAACACUUAGGCAACAACGAGAUGAGGGCAUCUCUGCGCAAACUCACCCUGCUCCUUCAGCUUACCUUGGUCUUGUCAAUAUCUAUAUCACCUCGACGCAUGCGCUGGCGCGAAUAUCCUGAGGUGAAGAAAUAUACCAGUGAUCAUCCACGAAUUGAGUUCAGCUUCAUAGGCGUCGAUAUUUUUGCCUAUCCUUCCACCGGCGGUCGCGUCAGCGCUAGCGUCACGGCCGCGGAAUUCGCCUGGCUCGGCCUGUCACCACUGUCCCCAAACUCAACAAAGGCUGUAGACGAAUCGGAGGAGAACGCUCUCGCGCUGCGACUGCUGCAGAUUGGCGGGCAGUGGUGGCCUAAUGAUGUCUUCCUGGGCCGUGCAACAAGCUUUCGGAGGUCAUUUCCUUUGGGCUACCAUUACCCCAGAGACUUUGAUGUUGGCUACCAACUUGAUGGAGGCGUUCUGAUCCUCGAGACCUCGCCAGGUUUUGUCAGCCAGCGACCUGGCCGUGAGCGACCGGGGUUUAAACCGCUGGCGUAUGCGCGGCUAGCGUCCUGUUCGACCAUGGAAGAACGCUGUGAGGUACUCCGCGACUUUAAUGCCACAUUAUAUCAUUCGCUUGAAGCUUGUCCCAACGGAAAAAUCCCUCAAACUUUAGCGGAAGGGAUCGCCCGAGGAAAGAAUUAUACGGAACUUCCCAUGAAGCUGCAUGACGACGAUUAUCGUUCAGAAUGGCUCGGAAAUGGUCGGCAAUCGACGCGCGAAGAGCCUGACGAAAAGGUCGAAAACACAAAGAAGACGAUGUAA
Molecule: messenger RNA, 966 nt
Organism: Dissoconium aciculare CBS 342.82
Lineage: Eukaryota; Fungi; Ascomycota; Dothideomycetes; Mycosphaerellales; Dissoconiaceae
Exons: 3
Coding region: 187-966 (259 amino acids)
Source: RefSeq, a predicted model, not a curated record